AUGAAAUCUAAUAGAUCUAGAGUCUUAAGACCUUUGACUAAAACUGAUAAUAAUAGUAAAAAUUGGACUUUCUUUAAUCUCAACAAAGAAAACCUAACAGCUUCAACAGGCUAUGAUGAAUUAGAAUCCUAAUUCUAAAUUGACAAUACUAUGCAUUAAAGCUCGGGAAAUAAGAAAAAAGUUUCUGGACAUAUAUAAAAAGCAAUUUUACCUUCAAUAGUGAAGGAAAAUUUAAAUUCAUUAGAACAAAUCAAGAGUAAUAAUAUCACUCCAAGUGUAUAGAGUACCAAAUAUGCAUUUGAUUCUGGAAAGAAAAAUGAAAUUGAGAGUCAAAGAUCUGCAUCUUCUUUGAUUUAAAAAAAGAUUGAAAGCAUAAAAGAUCCAAAGUUUGAUGAGAAGACUAUUGUUCAAAAAAUUCUAAAUAAUACAAUAAGUGUAGAAAGCGAUGACUCUGAAAUAAGUGAUUAGAUAUCUUCCCAUGAUUCUGAGACCGAACAAAAAGACAAAAAGAGAAAUAAGAGUUAGGUGAUUGCUGUAGUAAAGCCAAGAUAGUCCUCUUAAUCUAGCAAAAUAUAGACUGCUAUACCACUCAAAAGAAGUGAUACUUAAAGUAAACCCAACGUGUUUAAUGAUGUGACAAUUAAAGUAAUGAAAACGAGAAAACAUUUAGAUCUUGGCAGAUGGUAUUGUGUAUCUCGACCCUAGUAUAGAAAGUCAUGUGGAAUUUCUAGUCUUGUAGCAGUUUGGAAUUAUCUAUUCUCAAAAUUAUCAGGCCAUGGCUAUCAUGAAAUACUGACCUAAGAAAAAGCCUUAUAAAUUCUUGACUUUAAACCACCUUAUGAAGAUAUCGUCUUUGGACCAUUUACUGGAAACAAAAACAUCCUGAAAUGGUUUUCAGUUCUUUGUAACCAUCACGGUGUAAAGGGAAGAUCUAGAAUAAUGUAUAAACCCAAAGGAUCUAAAAAUGUAACGAGUGAGGCUAAGCCACUGGAAAUUUUAGAUAAAUUAAAAGAAGGUCUUGCUACAAAUUCUAAAAGUUACAUAUAUCACUGUUAUAAUCAUUAUAUGGUCCCUGUGGGAUACGAGGAAAUGCCUGAUAAGCCUGAGAUAGUCUACAAAAAAGACUUAAGUCCAAGCUAGCUUGAAUCAUAGAUUAUUAUAGCUGAUAAUUCCAGAAAGCAUUAAACAUUCCACAGUGUCAAAUGGGAUGACAUAGUAAAAGACCUAAACAUGGAAAAUCCAAACUAUAUUGAUAUCAGAAAUCUUUAAAAAGGUGUCUAGAACAAGAAUAGCCCUGAUUACAAGGGACGUUCGAAAAAAGGCAAAAACUCUCACUGUAUAAUUGAAUUCUCUUCUGUAAAAUCUAAUUGA
Stylonychia lemnae is the source of this 1371-nucleotide messenger RNA. The record is from the annotation of a GenBank genome assembly. Lineage: Eukaryota; Ciliophora; Spirotrichea; Sporadotrichida; Oxytrichidae.